AUGCGUGCCAUCACAGUCUCCUCCUGGGGUGCUGCGCCCACGUUCACAUCUACGCACCCCGAGCCAUCAUCGUCAGACGACACCGUCACUUUGAAAGUCCUGGCCUCGGGCCUGCACCAGCUUGUCCGCGCCCAAGCGGCAGGGACGCACUACAGCACAAAGACCACGACCAUGCCAUACAUCCCCGGCGCGGACGGCGUCGGCGAGACACCUGACGGCAAGCGCGUCUAUUUCAACAGCAUCGCCACGGGCGGCGGCUUUGCCGAGUCCAUCGCCGUGCCCAAGCAGAGCGUCACGCCCAUCCCCGAGGGCGCGGACCCGGUGGUCAUCGCGGGCCUCACGAACCCAGGCAUGAGCAGCUGGAUGGCGUUCGCAGGACGGGUGGACCCGGAGCUGCCGAAGGGGUUCACCGUCGUGAUCAUGGGCGUGACGGCCAUUUCGGCCAAAGUGGCCGUGCAGUUCGCGCGGGCCAAGGGCGCGGGCAAGAUCGUCGGUGUCGCGAGGAACGCGAAGGAAAUGGCUGCGAUCGCGGACCUCGACGAGCGGAUCACUCUUGCAACAGAUGCGGGUGGGACGGAUUUCUCGUCCCUAGGUGAUGUCCAUUUGAUCCUGGAUUACCUGUACGGACCGGCCGUUGUGGCGCUGUUGAACCAGUUGAAGUCCUCUGUGCCGACGCAGUUUGUGCAAAUUGGCACGGUGGCAGGCAAUGAUAUCGCGCUUCCUGGGGCAGUCUUACGCAGUAAGAACAUCACGAUUAGAGGGGCCGGCCCGGGGGCAUGGGCGAUGAGCCAAUUCGCGAAGGAGUUGCCAGAUCUGCUUGAUGCGGUGGCCAAGUUGCCGGAUAUGGAGCUUACGGUGCGGAAGUUGGAGGAGGUGGACGCUGCGUGGGGGAACAAGAAGGAGAGGACGGUAUUCGUGCGGUGA
Messenger RNA from Cladophialophora yegresii CBS 114405, 924 nucleotides. RefSeq lists its product as uncharacterized. Lineage: Eukaryota; Fungi; Ascomycota; Eurotiomycetes; Chaetothyriales; Herpotrichiellaceae. Bases 1 to 924 code for a protein of 307 amino acids. The record is from RefSeq and is a predicted model, not a curated record. Gene Ontology annotation, molecular function: oxidoreductase activity. The transcript has a single exon.